Molecule: messenger RNA, 2030 nt
Organism: Columba livia (rock pigeon)
Lineage: Eukaryota; Metazoa; Chordata; Aves; Columbiformes; Columbidae
Product: trypsin-3
Exons: 11
Coding region: 110-1846 (578 amino acids)
Biological process (GO): proteolysis
Molecular function (GO): serine-type endopeptidase activity
Source: RefSeq, a predicted model, not a curated record
CGUGGCCCCGCCCCCUCAGCGGGCGCGUCCCGGUCCCUCCCGGGGCCCGCGGGGAUUUAAGGGGCCCGAUCCGGCGCUGCCUGCUCAGCCUCCUCCUCCUCCCGCCGUCAUGGAGCGAUUGCUGCCGCUGCUGCUGCUGCUCACUGCGGCCGCGGGGGACGAGACGCGCAUCGUGCACGGGCAGAACUGCCCCAAGAGGCGCCACCCGUACCAGGUGGUGCUGCUGGGACCCCAGCGCAACAUCCACUGCGGGGGGGUCCUGCUGGGGCGCCGCUGGGUGCUGACCGCUGCCCACUGCGACACCCAGAGCUCCAUCCCCAUCCGCAUGGGCGACCACAGCUUGAAGACCAAGGAGGGGACAGAACAGUGUGUCAACUCGGCCAAGGCCUUUGUCCACCCCAACUAUGACUCCACCAGCCAUGACAGCGACAUCAUGCUCCUCAAGCUCCAGAAGCCCGUGCACUUCACCGAGCACGUCCAGCCGGUGGCCCUGCCCAAGCGUUGUCCACCCCCCAACACCGAGUGCAUCGUCUCAGGCUGGGGGAGCACCAGCAGCCCUGAAGGGUUCUUCCCCGACGUCCUCCAGUGCGGGCUGGUCUACACCAUCUCCAAUGAAGAGUGCGCCAAGCUCUACCCCAAGGGCAUCACCAAGAACAUGCUCUGCGCCGGCGCCACCGCGGGGGGCACCGACUCCUGCCAGGGUGACUCCGGAGGCCCGUUGGUGUGCCGGGAGGAGCUGCAGGGCAUCGUGUCGUGGGGCAUGCAGGUGUGCGGGCAGCGCGGCAAGCCGGGCGUCUACACCCGCGUCUGCCAGUUCACCUCCUGGAUCCACAGCACCAUGAAGAACAACAGCCGCGACAACCGCGGCCCCCGUGGGCGGCGCCGGGCGCGGUGGGGCCGGUCGGGCCGGGUUUGGGCUCCUGCUCGCCGGGUUUGCCGGGGACGGGACGCGGAAGCCGCCACCAGCGGGAUCUCGGCCACGGGAGCCACGGGUGGCACGCGGGACACGGAGCCGGGCGGGCGCCCCCCGCCGCCCCCCGCGGGACACGCAGCGGCCACGGAGACACGAGCCAUGGUGGCCACCAGCCUCUGGGGAGCCAUGAGGGUGCUGGGAACGCUGGUCCUGGUGGUGACCACGGCGUCCUCGGCGUGGGGCGACACGCGUGUGGUGGGGGGCAUGGACUGCGUGCCCCACUCGCAGCCGUGGCAGGCGGCCAUCUUGGACAUGUACAAGCUGUACUGCGGCGGCGUGCUGGUGGACAGGCAGUGGGUGGUGACGGCGGCGCACUGCACCACGCCGGGGAUCACCACCAUCCGCCUGGGCAAGCACAACCUGUACACGCGGGAGGCGGGUGAGAUGCAGAGGAUGGUGCAGAAGCUGGUGCCCCACCCCGGCUAUGACCCCACCACCAAGGACAACGACAUCAUGAUGAUCAAGCUCCUGACGCCCGUCACCCUCAGCAGCAGGAUCCAGGCCAUCCCCGUGGCCUCCUGCCUCCCGGACCCCGGCACCACCUGCACCACCUCGGGAUGGGGGGCCGUCACCUCCCCUGAAGUCUCUUACCCGGACGUCUUGCAGUGCGUCAACGUCACCAUCUUCUCCACGGCCCAGUGCCGCCAGUUCUACCCCGGCUCCAUCACCGACAACAUGCUCUGCGCCGGGAGCGUCCAGGGCGGUAGGGACUCCUGCCAGGGCGACUCCGGGGGACCUCUGGUUUGCAACCGGACCCUCCAAGGGAUCGUGUCCUGGGGGAUGGAGAGAUGUGGGCAGCCCAAGAGACCUGGUGUCUACACCAAGGUCUGCAGAUACUACCAGUGGAUCCAGAACAUCAUGAAGGAGAACUAACAAUGGUCCAACAACCUCCAGAUGUCUGGGGGCGGGGGGUCAGAGGACCCCCCACCAUGUCCACCCUUCCACCGCUCACCGGGGUAGGACGUUGCGGGGGUAGAACCAGGGUGAGCUGGCGAAGCUGGUGAGAUGGUGGGUGGGAUGGUGGGAGGAAUUAAAACGUUGUGAUGUUUGGUGGGAA